This is a messenger RNA of Chironomus riparius, 5033 nucleotides long. The record is from the annotation of a GenBank genome assembly. NCBI's taxonomy places the organism in Eukaryota, Metazoa, Arthropoda, Insecta, Diptera, Chironomidae.
UUAAAUUUAAUCAAACCCAAAACUGGCAUUACAUUGAAGCCGAAGGAGUCUUCAAAGCAAUCGACAAAAAAGCUCGAUUUUGAUCCAAGAGAGAAGCAGAAGUUACUUGAUGGAAUGCCCGUAAAAGUUUUCAAACGUGGCGAGCAGCUCUUUGUAAAAGUAAAUGAAAAGUUCGACGAACAAAAAUCUAAAAAGAAUCAAGAUGAGAAGCAGAUUCCAUUAUGUCGUCGUACAAUUAAAGUAAACGUAUCGCAAUUAAAUCUCUUGACACCUAAGAAGAAGUUUUCAACAUUUGACAUGACACUUGGUAAACCAUUUGGCAUUCAGCUUGGCUCACACAAUAUCCUUAAUGACUGCAAGACAAUGGAACUGAAAGGAAGUCAUGCAUUAGAUGUUGUAAUUGUUGCCCAUGGCAUGUCUCACAUAAAGCAUCCUGCUAAUUGGUCCGAACGUGAUAUCGAUCAUAUUUUAAUGAUGGGAGCUGAAUUGUAUAAAGCUACAAAAGAUGUUCACAUCGAUAAAUUGAAUUCGUUCACAAAAGGCUUCACAUACAAAAACAAUUACAUGCAAGUCACAAUGACAGAACCAAUUGUCAUUGGGAGAAUAUUGACAAUGACGGAAAGAUCAAUGGACCUGUACAAUGGAUUGCAAAAAUUUUUCAGUGCAUAUCAGCAGGGAAUAUUUGAGACAUCAAAUUUAACUCUCUACAUCAUGCAUGAGCAUAUUGGAUUUUAUGUGUUUGACCCGCGCGGUCGCAAUGAGCAUUGCGAACGAAAUAAUAAACGUGAGGCAGCACUUAUGGCUUUUACGUCAAUCAUGAAUGUUUAUCAUUUGAUUCUCAAUCUGAGUGGGAUUAAUACGAGAGCACCAUUUAAAAUUUCGGACGUUAAAGUGAUACAAUUUAUGGAUAAGGAUUAUGUGCUGAACGAGUUCACGGCUGUGAGUGGAAGCAAUCAAAAGUCAUGCCGCAAUGAUGAGUAUGAAAUGCUCAACGAACAAAUUGCAUAUCUGCAAGGCAAUUUAAGUCUCAAUAGUGCAGUAUUUGAGGAUCUACGUAAUCGAUACGGACUAGCCAGUUCGAUUAUGGCAAUUAUAUAUAGCAAAAUUGAUCCACCAAUAAGCUGGUGCAAGUCAACUCUUGAUCGACUCCUUCAUUUUGGAUACAAAUUCCACAUGGAUUGCCUUGAGGAUCCAAAAGUUAUUAGAAGCUUGUCAUUGCCAGAAAUUCCAUCAAAAUUUUAUGUCGGUGAUACUUAUUGUGUACAAAUAGCACUCAUUGCGUAUGUCCAUCAUGUCUUGUUAACAGAAACUCGUUUUGUCUUCGAUAAUCCAAUUACAGCAGCUUUAAUAGAGUCACUAGAUUCAUUCAGAUGUUUAUUACUGGAAGUAGGCAAUUACUCGUUCGCAUUAUGGAGAACUGAGCCAGCAAACAUUUACUACUUCUUUGAUCCAUACCAAAAGAAUGUCGAUGGAGAUAUUGACUACUAUUGUGGAAUGUCAACCCUCUUCGUGUACGAGACAAUUGAUCAUCUCUGUGAGCAUUUAAUCGAGAGACUCCUUAAAAUUCCUCAUGCAGACCAAACCUAUCUCAAAAUUCACGGCAUGAAAAUCAUUGAAUUGAGAAAAUUAAGUAAGAAGGAACAAAGAAAUAAGCCAAUUUUCAAGAUGGCAAAUCUCAAAUGCAUCCGUCCGUUCACAGCUGACGAUGCUCGAAAUUUCCUCGACGUUCCAUCGACUGUUGAUUCUAUCGUUCCUCUCUUGACAAAAGCUCAACAGCUGAAAGCACUUGAAAAGACGCCAGAGCAGCCAUUGUACCAGAAAAUUACAAAUCUUAAUUCCCCAUCACUCGUGUGCUGUAAGAUGACAGCUUACGAUGAAAUUAUGGCAUCAGUCGAAAGGAAACUUUCAAUUAUCAAACAACCGGAAGUGAUUGAUAAAACGAUGGAAAUUAUGCGCGAAAUUCACAGUGAAAUUUUGCAUAACAUUGAAAUGUGCGAUGGCGUUGAUGAUGUUGAUAAAUGUCUAGCCAAAAAGUCAGCGAGAAAAGUCGAUUCAAAGAUAAAGGAAGUGAAUAGUUGGAAGAAGAACUCAAUGACGAAUGUCUGGACACCAUGUGGCGAAUAUAUUGGAAAUGCUGAAAAAGUAUUGCUUAAAACAGACCUCGAAAAUCUCCAGCAAGAACGUGAUGAGAUUUUGAAUCAAUCAGACGAUGAAGACAGUGAUGAGUGUAAUGACGAAAUGGAGAAUGAGACAAUGACAUUGAGUCAAGAGAGAUUAAUUCCAUCACAUUUUCAAAUAAUGCCAGACAAGACACAAAUUGUUCGUGGCACAAAAAGUCUCUUUAAGAUUCCACUCGAUGCUGAUGUUUAUGAUUAUGAAAAUUUGUCUGUGAUUAUUGGAAUUGCUGCAAUUUUAACAUCAACAAAAUAUUCUAUAGCAACAUGGUCACCGGAAACUGUUGAUUAUAUUCUUGGAUGUGGACAAAUCAUGAGUGGAUCAAUAAAAUUAAAGCACCGAAUGGACUUUUAUACAGUCAGUGAGCAUAAAUUGCCAAAAAUUCAUAUUAAAGAUAAAUUUUAUGAUCUUCAAAUGCGAGCUGUUGCCAAUGGUGAAUUUGAUAUGCUUGAAAAGUAUUUGGAGACAUUAUUUAACGAUAUCGAUCGAUUCCUAAUUGUUACGACUCAUGGAAGCUUAGCUGUAUUUUAUCGGAAAAAUUUCUAUUAUCUCUUUGAGUAUGCAACCUGCAAUAUGGUCGGUUAUCGCAUCAAAAAUGACGAUUAUGGUUCACCAUGCUUUCUUCGCUUUGAUAAUCUCCAUUCACUCAUUCGUCGUAUCCAUGCAAAUCAUUUUGAUGUGCGAGAUGAUGAAAAAUUUAUAAUCUAUCGUGUGAUGGUUAAUGAGAUUAAGAAUGUUGAUGAUGCUGAACAAUUCCCGUACAUUCCAUUUACUCAAUCACAAGAGAAAAUCAUUAUUGACGCUUUUCGACACAAUCGCAUGAUAAAGCGCGAGGAGAUGAUAAAGAAAUUGAAAGAAAAUGAUGCAAAAAUGCGCGAAGAGAAGGAACGAAUCAAAAAGUAUCGAACUGAAACAGGUCUUGACUCAAUUCCAUCCGAAUUGACUGAAAAUGAUCUCGAGCACAUUGAUUUUGAUGAAUCACUGCUGCAAUCAAUGAACGAUGACGACUAUCAAUUGGAUUUAAGUGCUUACAAUAAGUCAAUGACGGGUAAUGAAACAUUUAUGUCACCCUUGUACCAAAAUUGGAUUCAGCUCAAUCAAUUUGGAUAUGAUGAUGGGAGAAUAAAAGGAACAUUUGGAUAUAAAAAUCGAAUGCAAUUCGUUGACAAUCAAUUGCGUGAAUGUCAUUUUGCAUGUAUUUAUGCCAUCAUGUAUGCUGUUCAUCAUCCAUUCGAGGAAAUGAAUUAUCGCAGUGUCGAUAUAAUAUUGGAGAAUGGAUUAAGAAUUUUCAAGAGCAUUGAUGUUGAAAAUUAUCAAAAGACAAUGGCAUUGUAUGGAAUGAUUGUCGAAGCGAUGACUUAUGAUUUGAGAAUAUCUGAAUUUAUUGUCAAAAAGAUGAGAAGAAGGGAGAAGAAUUUAAAUGAAGAUAGACAGGAGGAAGAUUUUGAGGAGAAAAUUAGGAAUGAGGAAUUGAAGCUGCUUAAGGAGUUUUUCAAUAAAGAAAAAUAUGGAAUUAUUCAAGCACAGAACUGCAGUUUAGUCAUCGUUUAUGAAAAAUCCACAAAGCUUUAUCACAUUUUUGAUCCAUACGAUUCAAGUGACACAAAUGAGUCAAACGAAGGCAUAGAAAAUCCAUUAAGUUCCUGGUCUAAACAUGAGAGCAUUGAAAGCAUUCUUGAUUAUAUUAAAUCACAAAUCAUGCUUCCAGAGGAACCAAAAAUAUCCUUCAAGAUCUAUCACGUUCUCAUCGCAUCACAUAAGAAAUUAAGAAAGCAAGGAAGCACUGGCUACUUCCUCUUUAAUACGUCACGAUCGAAGAAAAAUGUGGAAUUAAAAUCAUGUAAGUUUAUCGAUCUAAGUGACAAUGAGAAAAUUGAAUGGAUAACAGAGACAUGUACAGUUCCAUGGAGCCGAUUAGAGACAUUGAAUGCUGAUGGAAUGAAACGAUAUUCAAAGGACACAAAAUGGAAGGAAUAUGACAUCGAAAUGGACAUGAAAUUAUAUUCAUUGUGGGGCAAUGUUCAUCCAAACAUGAGAAUAUUUAAGCACUAUGCUGGAAAGCAGCACCUUGCAUGCUCUAUCGUUUCAUUGAUUAUGUCAAACUUAUAUAACAUUGAUGAAUGGGAUUCAGUGCUUUUGGACUCGAUUGUUUCAUAUGGACAUAAAUAUCUUGUCGAUGCAGUUAGACGAAUGAAAGAUGAGAAAGAUCAACUUGAGGUUGAUGACUUGAAUGGAUUUUGUCGCAUCCAGAACUUUGGCUUCGAUGUUAAACUUGAACUAUCAAUCUUUGGGCGUCUCUAUGAUGAGGAUAGAAGUCAUUUUAAUUUAAAUCGAGCACUAGACUUUGUGCUGAGACAACAGAAAAUGCCAGGUGUAAUUUUGUUAUGUGCUGGACGGUCUUUGGCGAUUGGAAAUAUUGACAACAAAAAUUUCUUCAUGUAUGACUGUCAGUCUUAUGGCGAGCCAUUGUUUAAGCAAAAUCAAGGCACAACUUAUGUCUUAAAGUGCUGCUGUAUGAAAAUUUUAUUGGCCUGUAUCAUCCUCACCCUUAAUGUUCAACGUCAUAAUGUCAAAUUUUAUCUAUACUCAUUAAAUGCGAGACUAUUAAGCGACGAUGAGAUGGCAAAAGUUAAAGAGAACGAGGAACAACGUGCAAAGUCUGCCAGAUUUGCUGACUCAAAUUAGCGAUGUCUAGGACAGUUCGCAUAAUCAUCGACUAAAAAGUUUGCUGAUAAAGCUGUCGAGACCGGAACAAGUGCUUUAAAAUUUCAGUACAAUAAAAAAUGAUGGCAGUAAUAAAUAAAACAAGGAAUAAAGCUCAGCACACACAUAUUUUAAUGCAAAAAUAAAGAGAUGAA